AUGGUUUCUUGGCACAUUCGUGGUGAAAUGGAUGAAAUCGACGUUGAUCAAAGUUAUGCUGGACAUCCGACAAUGUUUUCAAUAAGAAUGCACCAUGGAGGUGAGUUUACAAGCUUUCCUGGAAGGAAGUAUAUUCGUGGGAAGAAAACAUUUGUUGAUUUACUGGACAUUGAUACCUUUUCCGUUCAUGACAUUGAUGAGAUGAUGGAAGACCUAGGGUAUGCUUCAAUAGGUAAACCACUUUACUAUCACUUUCAAAGGCCUUUAGGCGAUUUAGAUUUUGGGUUAUUCGCUUUAGCUAGUGAUGAAGAUGUUCGUUAUUUGGGGAGUUUUGUGGCUAAGCAUAAGUUAAUUGAGGUAUAUAUAGAGCAUGACAAAACUACUCUGCACACCUAUUUAAUGUCCCCAACCCACAGUAAAGUUCGUAUAACGGAGAUUACUGAACCUCCAUCUUGUUCAAAGACACUGUUCCUGGAGUGGCAUAGCACACCUGCUGUUGACUUGGAGGAUGACAUGGAUCACAUGGAGAAAGAAUCGGGUAAUGAUCCUACACCCACUGGUCAUCUGGAGAAGGAUUUGGGUAAUGAUGCUACUGUCACUGAUCAUAUGGAGAAUGAUUUGGGUAAUGAUGCUACUCUCACUGAUCAUAUGGAGAAUGACUUGGUUAAUGAUGCUAAUGACUUUGGUAAGUUUGGUGAGUUAGAGAGUGACAAUGAUGAAAGUGAUGAUAGUGAUUUUUUUGUGGACAUUGAAAAUAUAUUGGAUGAUAUUAAUGUGGAUAUGCAAGAUUUUGAAAUGAAUAUCGACAAAGAUGUGGAAUGGGUUGGAGGGUCGUCUAACACUGUGGUUGAUGAAGGCACACAGGAUGAAGCUUUAGAGGUGAUUAACACUGACUUUUUAGCAUCUGAUUCAUCAUCAGAUGAGGGGAUUAAUGGUCAAAGAAAGAAAUCAAUAAGAGCAAUUCAAAGGGCACAUGAGAAUGAUGAAGCACUUGUUAGUGAACCCUUCUAUAUUUUUCAAAAAUUUGGUUCAGCAAAGGAGUUUAAGGAUAAGGUAAAACUCCAUGCCAUAGAGACUAGAAGGGAGCUGGCUCUUGAAAAAAAUGACAAGAAUAGAGUGAGAUGGGUUUGUAAGGGAACAAUACCAAAGCUUGGGCCUAAUGUAGAAGUCAACGAUGAAGAAGAAAUAUGUCCUUGGGUCUUAUUAGCUAGUAAAUGGAAAAAAGAUGUCAACUGGACAGUUAAAACGUACAACAAAGUCCAUAAAUGUCUUCAAACUAGAACAGUAAAAGCAUGGCUUUGCAAGAACAGCUACAACGGAGGUUUAAGGUAG
Molecule: messenger RNA, 1332 nt
Organism: Lactuca saligna
Lineage: Eukaryota; Viridiplantae; Streptophyta; Magnoliopsida; Asterales; Asteraceae
Source: the annotation of a GenBank genome assembly